AUGACGACCCCGGAGAAAGAGCUUCCUCAAUUCGAAUUUGACCCUGCAAGCAAAAGAGUCUCAGAUGAUGAAAGUACGGCGGUUGAAAAUGAGAGGCAUGACGGGUCUGUCGAUAGUCAACUCCUGCACGACCGGUUGAAGGUGGAAACUCUACGUCGAGAUACGGAUGGACGUUUUGAGGAGCCUCGAUCUCCGUCUAAGACACGAGAAGAGGCACACCGUCUUGAGGAUGAGUUGGCUGUACAGAGAGCUGAAAGACUCACCUCGAGAGAAACUCGUCAAUCCGAUGGGCGGCAUUCGACAGAUCUUCACCGUUCGCGGUCACGGGCCCCAGAGCCAUUGGACGAAUUCGAUACAGCUACCAAUCCGAUCCACGAACGCACUGCCAUCUACAAGCCGCCUGAGAAUCCGAGUACCAAGAUCUCCAAGUUUUUCAAGUACAUUCACCACAAGAGCUUUGUCAUACGCUAUUUUACAUACAUCGUCCCGGUCUUCGCGUUGCUCUUAAUACCGAUAUUGGUUGGGGCGUUCCUCCCAGCGGCAGAACAUGCCAGCGUUGGGGGCGUUGAGCUCAUAUGGUUCGGAGUGUGGCUCGAGAUUAUCUGGUUGACUCUUUGGGCUGGCCGGAUCGUGGCUCGAAUGAUCCCAUAUCCUCUAGGCUUGAUUUCGAGCCUGUUCACCAACAAUUCCAAAAAAUGGCGGGACUUGGGUAAAGCUCUGGAGCUACCCGCGACCAUCUUCUUCUGGUGGCUUGGUAUAGAGAUCUCGUUCUUGCCUACCAUGACUAACCAUCAUGUGGACAACACCAAGGCGACCAAGGAAUGGGAAAGGACCCUCAACAAGGUCAUCAUCUCCAUCUUUGUUGGUGCUACCGUCAACUUCAUCGAGAAAAUUAUCAUACAGCUGAUCGCCAUAUCUUUCCACCUACGCACCUACGCCGACCGUAUUGAGAUCAAUAAGUUUCAGAUUGGGAGCUUGACGAAGCUGUACAUCUACUCCAAGGCCAAGAUCGCAAUGGAAGACGAGGAAUUCGAAGAGAAGAAUGUUGAACCUGGGUCUGGCACCAAAACACCCGCCGUCUACGCUGCCCAAGCUCAAGAAGCGAUCACCAAGGCCUUUGCCAAAGUGGGCGACGUCGCCGGCACGGUUGCUGGUGAUUUCACUGGGAAGAAGGUCGCCAAAAGUGGUCAUCCGUCCCAAGUCGUCCUGACAUUACUCCACUACACCAGUGGCUCUCAAGUGCUUGCCCGUCGUUUGUAUCGUACAUUCGUACGGGAAGGUGCAGAGACGGUCUCGUCGGACGAUCUCAAGCUCGCGUUUGACAACGAUGAGGAAGCCGAAGCAGCUUUCAGCAUGUUCGACAAGGAUAUGAACGGCGACAUCUCCAUGGAAGAACUGGAAGCGGUUUGUGUUGAAAUCGGCAGAGAACGCAAGUCAAUUACCGCCUCACUCAAAGACCUCGACUCUGUUGUCAGUAAACUUGACGAUGUCUUGUUCUUCAUCGUCUGCAUCGUCACUAUACUGGUCCUCGUCUCCUUGAUUUCAACGUCGGCAGCCGGAGUCCUUACCUCUGCUGGUUCUGCAGUUCUCGCUCUGUCUUGGCUGUUUUCCGCCACUGCGCAAGAGUUCUUGCAAUCGUGCAUUUUCGUCUUUGUCAAACACCCCUUUGACGUUGGAGACCGGGUCUCGAUCUACGGUAAUACUGGGUCCUCGUUGAAGGGGGACGACUACUUUGUUAAGGAGAUCUCACUGCUCUAUACCGAGUUCAAGAAGAUGGAAGGCCACAUUGUUCAGGCACCAAACUCUUAUCUCAACACCCUCUUCAUCCUCAACAUGCGCCGCUCUGGAGGUCUUGCCGAAGCAGUGCCUAUUGUCAUUAGAUUUGGCACCACGCUGGACCAGAUCGAAGCUCUGCGCAAUUCCCUGCUCGAAUUUGUCAGAUCGGAGAAGCGCGAGUAUCAGGGUAAUAUCCUGACUGAACUCCGAGAGGUAACUGAGGCGUACUCCCUGACUCUCAACGUGGUCUUCUUCUACAAAUCGAACUGGCAGAACGAACUGCUUCGUCUCCAGAGAAGGAAUAAAUUCAUAUGUGCUAUGAUGGUGGCCAUGCAAGAGAUCGGCAUUGAAGGUCCCCGCCGCAACCAAGCUGGUUGGAGACCAGACGUACCAUACUUUAUGCAAUUGCCUCCUGGGGCACCUCCUCUGGUUGGUGGCAAUGUGGCCAACGAUUCCAAUGGCGGUCACCCACCGGGCAACAUCACAGGCGAUCCGAUACAGCAAACACCCGCUGUUGGGGCACCACCGAUGCAAUAUCCUUCGAUUUUGCGACGGCGCCCGAGUACGGGUCAACUCGGUCGCCCAAGAGGUGAAUCUCUAUCAUCCAUGGCUAAGAGAGUGGACUUCUCCUUGGGAAUGAGGGAUGUCAGCUCCGGCGAGCAACUCUCGGAUGUCUACGAAGAUCGCGACCGUUCACCAUUCAGAGAGAUUAUCCAGGAAUCCAACAGGAUCGAAGACGAACGUCGAGUUUCCGAGUCACGAGAUCGGGAGGGCCCCGCUAGGUCCAGUUCUCGUGACGCGGGAAACACGAUGAGCGGUAUUCUACGCAGAUCAACUACACAAAGUUUUGGGGGUGGCAACAACCAUAGGGCAGCAUUAAGGGAGGGCGGACAGCAUCGGGCAUCUGUCAGCAGCACUGAUACCCAUCGCAACCGGUUUCUGAACCGUUUCAAUCGAGGCGGCCGCAGUAUGGAUCAACCCCGCGAUUCUCUUGCUGAAGAAGGUCAGGCGCCGCCUAUGCCACCAGUACCGCAGAACAUCGAUGCCAGAUCUGGGCAGGUCAGCUCCCAGGCGGUGCGCAAUGAUUCUAGUGCAUCUGGCGGCGAGAACGUGCCAUUCCCCGCAUUGGCGCCCGCGAGCAGCAGAGUUGAAGAUUUCGGGUUCAGGCCGUUAGGAGAGAGCUCCUCGAGCCAGCUGCGAUGA
Cladophialophora carrionii CBS 160.54 is the source of this 2979-nucleotide messenger RNA. RefSeq lists its product as uncharacterized. The coding region runs from base 1 to 2979 and encodes 992 amino acids. The record is from RefSeq and is a predicted model, not a curated record. Gene Ontology annotation, biological process: calcium ion transmembrane transport; intracellular calcium ion homeostasis. The transcript has a single exon. Gene Ontology annotation, cellular component: membrane. Gene Ontology annotation, molecular function: calcium channel activity; calcium ion binding. Lineage: Eukaryota; Fungi; Ascomycota; Eurotiomycetes; Chaetothyriales; Herpotrichiellaceae.